AAAUAAUGCUUGAGAUUGAAACAUUGAUUUUCUCUGGGACCAAAGAGAACAUUUCAUUGGAUAUUUUCAAAUACGCAAAAGCUACUAGACUUCGAACCCUGUUUGUUACAGGGGACAUAGAAAAGCAUAUGCAUGUCUUAUCACCCACAUAAAUUGUUAAACAUCUUGAUAUUUUAUCCUAUUUUUCAUUUGCUUUGAUGGAUAACAUGCGUACAUCCCCUUUUAUGAAAGAAUUUGGAGUCAAUUAUUUGAAGGUUUGAGUGGGAAAUCAACCUUAUCUUCACGUGGGCUCGGGAGCUUUAUUCAGAUUUCUUCAACUCUCUCCCCCCUCAAAUGUCUUCUUCAAAAUCGUAUCCGAUAGUCUCACUCAUAGGAAGGGCCAUAGGCCAGGACUUCUGAAAAGGCUUGACGAUAUGGGUUUAUACUUUAUUGAGCGAAGAGGAUGAUUCAUGAAUAUGGAGUCGUUCCUGUGACUCCACCCACAAUGAGAGGCUGAAAUUAUAUGUGAUGAUGGCACAUGGGCUGCACUGUACUGUUACUGUGGAUUCAUUAUAAAUCCUCUAUGAGACAGUUUGGAUUUUAUCAUCAGAGACUGUAAUCUUCACUUGUACUAGCUCUAUUUCUGCUCUGUUUUCCUCCUCUGCAAAUCUUAAUAUCUGUUUCUGUCAACUGGGUUUUUCUUGGUAGGUAUCUGGUCAAAAAGAAAGUUCAGUUGUUAUUUUGGGAAGGUAUUGGUUUUGUUUGUUUGGCACCUUGGCCACCCAGAAAAGGGAUUGAAAAAAAAGACGAGUAUGGAAGGCAAUGAUCAAGUGGGUUCUUCCUCCUCAUUCACUGCUGAUCUUUUUGGCACCAAGGAGCCAACAUCAUCUUCAAAGGGGACUUUCGCGUCUUUGUUCCCACCUGCAUCAGUGGUUUUAGGAAGGAAAUCAUCAAGCUCUGAAAUCAUAGGAUCUUGGGAGAAACAGUCCUCAGUAAAUCAAAGGUGGAUUAACAACCAAGGUACUGAGGGUGCAAACUGUAACAUACCCAACAAGGGAAGGAGUUCUAUUUUUCAGGAAGAAAAAGCAGAACCAUGUCACUUAAGUUCAUCUCUGUACUAUGGUGGGCAAGACAACUAUUAUUACUCACCAAGUAACCAAUCCAAUGGAUCAUACCCAAUAAUCAAGAAAGAUGCAGGAGAAGGUGAUUCUAAUGGAAACAGUCCAAACGAUGCCUCUAGAGGAAAUUGGUGGCAAGGUUCUCUUUAUUAUUAGGACCUUCAAGUCACAUAUGGAUUCUUCAUCUAUUUUUUUGAGGUAAGUUCUUAGUUGCGAAAUCAAUACACAGAAGUUGAUGGGUCCUUAAUUUCUUUACUGCAGGUUAUCUUCUGAGCUUGGUUGUUUGAUGACUAUAGUCUGUUUCCUAUCUAAUGUUUUUCAGGGAUUCAUGAAGCUUAUAGGGUAACAAGAUGUAGAAUAUAAUUAAGUAGCUAACAAGCAUAUAGCUUCAGGGGAUCUGUAAUGGCUCUUCCCAGCAGAAAAUCAGUGUGAUAUGAUCUUAUUUGAUAAGUACUUUAGUUAUGACCUAGGAGUUGUGCAACACUUCUCCACAGUUUCCACUCUGAACUGGUUUAAAAUGUAUAGAACGUUUAAAUAUUGUUUUGUUAUGCUUUUGUAAGCCGUAAGGCUGUCAAUGGUUCAUAGUCUAUUGCUUUUUUUGCUACUUUGAAGCUCCAUUACCUACAUCUCAUGGCAUUACUCA
Tripterygium wilfordii is the source of this 1740-nucleotide messenger RNA. RefSeq lists its product as uncharacterized. NCBI's taxonomy places the organism in Eukaryota, Viridiplantae, Streptophyta, Magnoliopsida, Celastrales, Celastraceae. The coding region runs from base 792 to 1253 and encodes 153 amino acids. The transcript is spliced from 5 exons. The record is from RefSeq and is a predicted model, not a curated record.